This is a messenger RNA of Mollisia scopiformis, 1823 nucleotides long. RefSeq names its product amino acid transporter. Gene Ontology annotation, molecular function: L-amino acid transmembrane transporter activity. Gene Ontology annotation, biological process: amino acid transmembrane transport. The transcript has 3 exons. The record is from RefSeq and is a predicted model, not a curated record. The coding region runs from base 270 to 1823 and encodes 517 amino acids. Gene Ontology annotation, cellular component: membrane. Lineage: Eukaryota; Fungi; Ascomycota; Leotiomycetes; Helotiales; Mollisiaceae.
UCCAAGAUGAGAUGCCCCAAUCUACACAUUCGAGAUACGCGUACUGAACAUUCUUCCGUCUCUGUUUCGACUCAGAAACAGGAGAGGAGAUGCGAUUGGGGAGUGUCAGUGCUGGAAGGAUCUAAGGUUAGGGGGCGGUUGGAACCUGCCGUGGAGUGUGUGCAUCAUUCAAUAUUCAACCCCCAUCCAUUUUUGCACCCUUCUUCUUCUCCUCCUCCUCCAAUUGACCCAGCAUUUCUCUUCAGGGAUGCCAACGACCAAUCUUCAUCAUGUCUGAGAAUGAUACCACAAAUGAUAGGUCCGAUAGACCUCUCCUCGAAGGCCAUGAGUCGGAAUAUGGCACCCGAGACUCGGCCACAGCUGUAGCUCCUGCUGAAGGGACUUUCAAACGGAACCUUGGAGCCAUUAAUGCUUUUGCGAUCGUGAUCAGCAUUGUCAUUGGGAGCGGCGUGUUCACCUCUCCUGGAUCGAUUGAUGCCAACGUUCCGUCUCCCGGAGCUGCCCUCAUAACGUGGCUUGCCGGAGGCGUGCUUGCUUGGACAGGCGCCAGCACUCUGGCAGAGCUCGGAACGGCUAUACCAGGUGAAGGAGGUGUCCAACCCUACUUGAAACUCAUCUUCGGGGACAUCUUUGGUUUUCUUGCAGCCUGGACAUGGAUCGUCGCGGUCAUGCCUGCUACGCUUGCUAUUCUGAGCAUCGUUUUUGUUGAGAGUAUCUUUUCCGCUGCGGGAGUCACUGAUCAAGCCGGCAACAUCGAACACAAGUUAUUGUCUGUCCUUAUAUUGGUUAUGAAUGCAGCCAAUGGUAUCAGCACCAAAGCAAGUACUCGACUGAAUAACUUCUUCGUCACAACCAAAUUUGUCACGAUUCUGGCAGUCGUUGUCGCGGGCAUAGCUGUUGUGAUUAUGGGAGCUUCGAACCCGAAGAGAGAUAUCGGAGGACGAGACUGGCGAACGAAGCCCUGGUUUGGAUUCCGGGAUAGUGUGGAGCCGGACGGAAGUAUCAUUGAGUGGGGGAAGUUGAGUGAAUGGGAGAUGCUGGGACAUUUCUCAGCGGCACUCUAUGGUGCGCUAUGGGCUUACUCUGGAUGGGACAAGGCAAUAUAUAUCACUGCCGAACUUUCAGCUCCAGCUCGUCAACUACCACUGGCUAUCAACACUGCUGUCCCCACUAUAAUCAUCUGUUUCAUAGCUGCAAAUGCAGCGUACUAUGUCCUUCUUCCAUGGAAUGUCAUUUCCACUACGGAUAGUGUGGUUGUGACAGCAAUAACUCGACUCUUGGGGCCUAGCUUUGGAAUCAUCGCUGCAAUUCUCGUUUGUCUUGUGGUUGCCGGUUCCUUACUUGGAAACUCAUUUGUCGCCAGCCGUAUGACAAUUGCGGCCGCGAAUCAAAAAUGGCUACCCUCUUUUCUCGCUGUUGUUGGACGAGUUGGCACCAAGCCUCCUCAAAACAUCGAAGCUGGUACCUCAAAAGGAUCAGCAUCCGACGCUCCCCUCAACGCCCUACUACUGUCAACCACUUUCUCCGCUGUUUAUAUUAUGUUCGGCAACUUUCGUGCAUUACUUACCUUCAAUGGCCUGGGCGAGUACUCAUUCUUCUUCCUAACCGUUGUUGGAGCAAUCGUUCUACGGUUUCGUCAACCAGAUUUGGAUCGGCCUUAUAAACCUCUUCUCAUCAUUCCGGCCACUUUCGCGAUCGUAAGUGGCUUUGUCGUUGUGAGAGGUGCAGUCUUCGCUCCCAUUCAGACGAUAAUUCUCUUCGUGCUCUGGAUCAUUGGGGUGGGAUUUUACCAGACGAGAAGAUUGUGGGCAAAGGAGGAUUAA